AUGGAUAAAGUCAGUAAUGUUCGCGUAGGACCACUUCCAAAUGACAGUCCGUAUAUGAAGCCUUUUCGUCUGUAUUUUAAGCAAAAUGGAAAAGAGAAGAAUUGGGAUCUUGUAAAAGCGCACGAUUCAGUUGCUAUUAUCACUCUCAACAAAACUCGAAAUAAAUUGGUUGUUGUUAAACAGUUUCGUCCCGCUGUUUAUUAUGGACAAAUUUGUGAUUAUUUAAAUAGCGUUGGAAGUGAAGUUGACUCGGAAAAAGUCAUAGAAAUGUUCCCACCGAAGAAUGCUAUUACAAUGGAGCUUUGUGCUGGAAUAGUUGACAAAGAUAUAUCUCUGGUUGAAAUAGCUCGCGAAGAAUUAAUUGAAGAGUGUGGCUAUGACGUUCCCGUUAAUAGAAUCGAGGAAGUUAUUCGCUUCCGAUCUGGUGUCGGCACCACAGGAAGCUUACAAGUUAUGUACUAUUGUGAAGUAACCGAUGAUGAUAAAAUCAACGGUGCUGGAGGUGGUGUCGACGAUGAAUUGAUUGAUGUUCAUGAAUUGUCCAUAGAAGAAGCAAAAGAAAUGUUAAAACAAGGCACCGAACACACAAGCCCACCAGGUUUUCUCUUUGGAAUACUUUGGUUUCUUACAAACAAAGCACAAAAUUUGUAG
This is a messenger RNA of Clunio marinus, 651 nucleotides long. Lineage: Eukaryota; Metazoa; Arthropoda; Insecta; Diptera; Chironomidae. The record is from the annotation of a GenBank genome assembly.